UGAGGGAAGAAAUAGCUAAUGGCUCCAAAACGUGGUCAGAAAGUGGUGGUCAGAUCCACCAGGAAAGUGGUGCAAGAAACCAUGCAGGUUUCGGUUGUAAGUAGCAGCAAAAGAUCAACCCGAGGAAACAGAGAUCUUCAUAUAGGUGAAGAGCACGUAAGGAUCAUUACCGUUGAGGAAGUAACUCCACAAGCCCAAGAGGGUACAAGUACCACCACUAUCACUACUGAAGACAAAACAAAGCAAGAAAAUACUUCAAGUGAUCAAGUCCAACAUGAAACAGACGAACAGAGGAGACACACUCCAAUGGGUGCUCAGACAGAGGAACCAAAAGAGCCAUCCGCAAAAAAAGAGCAGGAGAAGGCUAAUACCCAGGAAGGAAAUGAUGGUAAAGAGAAAAGGAGGAGGAAGAAAAGGGUGAAGAGAAACGGUGAAGGGUAUCAGAGAUACGUGUAUAGGGUAUUGAAGCAAGUGCACCCUGAAAUGGGAAUUUCUUCUCAGGCCAUGACUGUUUUGAAUAAUUUAAUGAAUGACAUGUUUGAGAGGCUAGCAGAUGAGGCUGCUAAGCUGAAGAGUUACGAAGGACAUAUGACACUGUCGUCAAGAGAGAUACAAGGAGCAGUGAAGCUGGUUUUGCCCGGGGACCUUGGGAAACAUGCCAUUGCUGAAGGAGCCAAGGCUGUGGCCAACUGUAUAUCCCACGAUGCGUGACAUUGGCUCAAGUCUUUAGGUUUCCACUAUGUUUCAACUAUCGUAUUGUAACUUGGAAGGUUGCUGCCACAGCUGCGCGCUGUGCAGGUACCUGUGUUUAUUUCGUUUUUGCUUUCUUUUUGGACAAAAAAUGCAGACAAAUGGAAUGGUUGCCAUUUGUGGAAGCUGUGUCACAGGUGUAGGGUACAGAUAACUAAUUGCCGCCUAUAAUGGGAGUUGCUACUUUUUUAACUGAA
This is a messenger RNA of Abrus precatorius (Indian licorice), 947 nucleotides long. Its product is annotated as histone H2B 1-like. Gene Ontology annotation, biological process: nucleosome assembly. The transcript has a single exon. Gene Ontology annotation, molecular function: protein heterodimerization activity; DNA binding; structural constituent of chromatin. Lineage: Eukaryota; Viridiplantae; Streptophyta; Magnoliopsida; Fabales; Fabaceae. The coding region runs from base 19 to 711 and encodes 230 amino acids. The record is from RefSeq and is a predicted model, not a curated record. Gene Ontology annotation, cellular component: nucleosome.